ACAAAUGCCAUCAUUAUUAUUAUCCUCGAUGAGAGGCGGGCACGAUAGGAGGAGGGCGGGGCAGCCAGGGCGCGUGCCCAGUAGGAGGCAGGCGGAGAGGUGAAGCAGGAGGAGGAGGAGGAAGAAGAAGAAGAGGAGAGGAGGCCUUGGUUUGGGCCGCAAUGACCCUCGGGUCGGCGCCGGGGACUGUGGGGGAGACGCCCCCGGGACGGGACGGGACCCCCGACGGCGACGUCUGCCGCCUGGGCUCCCACCAGUGUUCCCGCUGCCUCAUCACCUUCCCGGACGAGAAGUUCCAGGAGCGGCACAUGAAGCGGGAGCACCCGGCCGACUUUGUGGCGGAGAAGCUGCGGGGGGUGCUUUUUGUCUGCUUCACCUGCGCCCGCCCCUUCCCCUCGUCCCACGCCCUGACGGCCCACCAGCGCCGCCACGCUCUCUCCCCCCGCGGCCCCCGCUGCGGCCCCCCGCAGCCCCCCUACCCCUGCCCCGACUGCGGCAAGGGCUUCAGCAAAGCCUUCAACCUGCGACGCCACCGGGCCGCCCACUGCCGGCCCCCCGGCUCCGCCUCGCCCGCUCCCUUCUCCUGCACCGAGUGCGGCGAGGCCUUUGAGCAGGAGGCCGGGCUGCACGAACACUACAUCCGCCACGCGCGGGGAGAGCUCUGAUCGCGGGGUCCACGGGGGGAGCGGGCGGCGGGGGGGGUGCCGGGGACGAGGACCUCCGGGAGGGAGCCGCCCACCUCCGAGGCCGAGGUCUGGCGCCAGGCCCCCCCCGGUUGAGGGCAGAGAUGGCAGAAGGGGAGACCCCAUCCCACCCCGGGCCCAGGACGGCUCCCGACGAGGGGCCGGGCCUCCACGCUCUUUUCAAAAAAACCCCACAAAACCUUUUCCUAAUAAACUAUAGUUAAACCCAAACCAUUGCACGUGUUGCACCGGAAUGCAUUUCUGCUCUGCCUCUUCCAGGGAGGCCGGGUGCAUUCCGGAGGGGCGUCAUCCACCCAGGUGCGCUGGGAAUUGGGAUGGCAUCUCCUUUGCCCCAGAGAAUGCGGGGUGCGGCUUCCUCUCCCUACCUGCUGGAAAGCGGGUGUUGCUUGCCCAAAUGAGCCCCCCGCUUCAUCAAAGCACAUGCUGGGAGAUAUAUAUCCUAAAUCCUAAACGGCCAGCAUCCCAGUCUCCUCUGCCCUUCCCAAUCCAAGAGAACGUGGUUAUAAUCUGAGAUUUGGAGCGGUUCCUCCCCCCUCAAUAUCUCAUGUAACUUCUAGGGCCUUGACUCUUCCUUUUCCUCUUCAUCAGUCAAUAGCACGGGGCUGGGGGUCCAGAGGACCUGGGUUCUAAUUUUUUUUAUUUUUUUAAAGGGUGUUGGUUGUAUGUUUACUGUCCGCUAAGCACUGAACUAAGUGCUGGGGUAGAUACAAGUCAACCAGAUUGGACACGGUCUGUGUCCCUCAUGGGCUCCCAGUCUUAAUCCCCAUUU
Messenger RNA from Tachyglossus aculeatus (Australian echidna), 1473 nucleotides. RefSeq names its product zinc finger protein 576 (gene ZNF576). Gene Ontology annotation, cellular component: nucleus. The transcript is spliced from 3 exons. Bases 162 to 665 code for a protein of 167 amino acids. The record is from RefSeq and is a predicted model, not a curated record. Gene Ontology annotation, biological process: regulation of transcription by RNA polymerase II. NCBI's taxonomy places the organism in Eukaryota, Metazoa, Chordata, Mammalia, Monotremata, Tachyglossidae. Gene Ontology annotation, molecular function: DNA-binding transcription factor activity, RNA polymerase II-specific; RNA polymerase II transcription regulatory region sequence-specific DNA binding.